CAGGCUCUUCCGAGCGUGCGGGUCAACCACAAACCAUGUCCUUCAUCAAAAGUCUCUUCAAAAAGAGCGGGUCUGAGGACUACGAGCAGAUCCUCGAGUCGCUCGCGGCGGACGUGCAGAAUCGGCAGACGCGCCUGUCCGAGCUGCGCCUCCGUGAGCGACGAUUCACGCUCCAGGUUACGCUCGUCACGCUCUCUCUCUGGGCGCUGUAUGUCAGCAUGUGGUACGGAGGCGUGUGGCCUGUCGCGUCGCCGCACAGGGCAGAGGGUCUGGAGAAGGCGGUGAGGGGCGUGCCGGUUCUUGUUGGGCCUAUUAUUAUCUUGUUCUCGCGACGGAUAGUCCAGGUGUGGUACACACGCAAGGGCGACGCCGAAGAGAAGCAAUUACGCGAAGUGAUGAAGAAACAGCGGGAAAAGGUCGAGGAGAUCAAGAAAAAGACCAACUACUACACCACGCGCAGCCUCCUGGAGAAGUACGACGCCGUUACACCCGCACCUGCGGGCCGCCCGGGCCAGGCUUUGCGGCAGAGACAACAGGCUCAGCAGCCUAAGCCGCAGCCGCAGCAGCCUACGACACCUCAAGCUCCGGGCGGUCUUAGGCAGAUGAACCCGGCACAGAUGAUGCAGACGCCGCAAAACGGGAAGCUGAAUUCUGUCCUACAGAUUUCGCCUACGCCCCAGCCAAUUGGACCCAUACGCAAGCAGUGGUACGACAAGGUUGCGGACGCGAUCCUUGGCGACGACGCCAGCGCUGAAGGCCCAGCCACUUCCCGCUACGCGCUCAUAUGCGAGAAGUGCUUCAUGCAUAAUGGUCUGGUGAAAGAGAGCAUGUGGCAGGAUACCCAAUAUGUCUGCCCGAAAUGUGGUCACUUCAAUGCCUCCCCACGUUCCCGCUCCCAAGCUGCGAGCCGCUUAUCGAUCUCGCCGCAGGGCAUGUCCGUUCCUCUGCCUCCCUCUUCAAGACUCUCGCCUUCCUCUAACGGCGCUGCCCCCUCUGUCUCCGUCGCUCCGGCAACGGAUGUGAGCGCGGUGGGCAUGCUUCCGGAUGCUCGGGCCGACGGCGAAGGACCAGAUCCGGAUCACGGGUCGAGCGAGAACAUGGAGGUCGACCACGAUUCGCGAUAAUACGCGACUCGGGGUUCGGUGGGCUGCAUGUGCAGGUGGGCAUGGACCAAGGUUCGAGUAUCAUAGGUGGUCUCAGAUAAUGCAUAUAACUACAGCCCUUUUAGCUAGCUUGGUUCUGGCUUGGUUUGCUUUCCUCGUUUUUCCAUUUGCUUUUUUCUUCCAUAUCCUUUCCACCACUUUCCGUCGCUCUUUUGCUUUCUUUUGUUUUCUUUCCACUAUCGCAUCACC
Molecule: messenger RNA, 1352 nt
Organism: Coniophora puteana RWD-64-598 SS2
Lineage: Eukaryota; Fungi; Basidiomycota; Agaricomycetes; Boletales; Coniophoraceae
Exons: 6
Coding region: 36-1124 (362 amino acids)
Biological process (GO): endoplasmic reticulum tubular network organization
Cellular component (GO): endoplasmic reticulum tubular network
Source: RefSeq, a predicted model, not a curated record